Molecule: messenger RNA, 3387 nt
Organism: Marmota monax (woodchuck)
Lineage: Eukaryota; Metazoa; Chordata; Mammalia; Rodentia; Sciuridae
Gene: Ncapg
Product: non-SMC condensin I complex subunit G
Exons: 21
Coding region: 368-3304 (978 amino acids)
Biological process (GO): mitotic chromosome condensation
Cellular component (GO): cytoplasm; condensin complex; condensed chromosome
Source: RefSeq, a predicted model, not a curated record
GCUGUCGUGACCCGCGGCUUACAGUGAUCAGGCCACUUGCCCGAGUCGCCGGAGGCGCUGUCCACCCGAGGACCCGCCCUGGCUUUUCUGCACUGACCCUUCCCUCUCUCCUGCGAUCUCCGGGGCGGUGUGGACCAUUAAUCCUGAGCCUGCAGUGAACUUGGAAGGCGCCGAGGCACCGAGCGUCAGUACUCAGAGUGGGCUCGGUGGCUCUGCCGUCGUUUCGCAGAAAAGCCCCAACCUCCUGCCACCGCCAAGCUGGAACCAGUCAUCAAAUGCCCAUUAGGCAUCGGAACUUAGCCCUUCCCUUACUGUGUUUUGAGUGGAGCCUAGGGAGCAAAGGGACAAUGAUUUGGGGAAAGAUAAGAUGGAUGAUAAAGCAGUUUUUCAUGAGGAGUUUGUUCAUUACCUUAAAUAUGCUAUGGUGGUCUAUAAACGGGAACCAGCCGUGGAGAGGGUAAUAGAAUUCGCGGCAAAAUUUGUUACUUCAUUUCACCAGUCCAAUUUGGAAGAUGAUGAGGAAGAGGAAGAUGGUGGCAUUUUAAAUUAUUUGUUUACUUUUCUCUUAAAGUCUCAUGAAGCAAACAGCAAUGCAGUCAGAUUUAGAGUAUGCCAGCUCAUAAACAAGCUUUUGGGAAGUAUGCCAGAAAAUGCCCAGAUUGAUGAUGAUUUGUUUGAUAAAAUUAAUGAAGCCAUGCUUAUUAGAUUGAAAGAUAAAAUUCCAAAUGUGAGAAUACAAGCAGUCCUGGCUCUUUCACGACUUCAGGAUCCCAAGGAUGAUGAAUGUCCAGUGGUUAAAGCAUAUGCUACUUUGGUAGAAAAUGAUUCAAAUUCAGAAGUUAGGCGUGCAGUGUUAUCAUGCAUUGCACCCUCAGCAAAGACUUUGCCAAAAAUUGUGGGGCGCACCAAGGAUGUAAAAGAGUCUGUCAGAAAACUGGCUUAUCAGGUUUUAGCUGAAAAGGUUCAUAUGAGAGCAAUGUCCAUUGCUCAAAGAGUAAUGAUCCUUCAACAAGGUCUUAAUGACAGAUCGGAUGCUGUGAAACAAGCAAUCCAGAAACAUCUUCUCCGGGGCUGGUUACGUUUCACUGAAGGAAAUAUCUUGGAGUUGCUUCAUAGGUUGGAUGUGGAAAAUUCUUCUGAAGUGGCAGUGUCAGUUCUUAAUGCCUUAUUUUCAAUGACUCCUCUCAGUGAACUGGUGGAAAUCUGUAAAAACAAUGAUGGCAGGAAAUUGAUUCCAGUGGAAACAUUAACUCCUGAAAUAGCUUUGUAUUGGCGUGCUCUUUGUGAAUAUUUGAAAUUACAAGGGGAUCAAGGUGAAGAAUUUUUAGAGCAGAUUUUGCCAGAACCUGUUAUAUAUGCAGAAUAUUUACUGAGUUAUAUCCAGAGCAUUCCAGUAGUUACUGAAGAACAAAAAGGUGAUUUUUCUUACAUUGAAAAUUUGAUGACAAAAGAGUUCAUAGGUCAGCAAUUGAUUCUGAUUAUCAAGUCUUUGGAUACCAGUGAAGAAGGAGGAAGGAAACGACUGUUGGCUAUUUUGCAGGAGAUUCUUACUCUACCCACAACUCCUAUAUCCCUAAUUUCAUUUCUUGUGGAAAGACUUCUUCAUAUCAUUAUAGAUGAUAAUAAGAGAAUACAAAUUGUUACAGAAAUUAUCUCAGAGAUUCGAGCGCCUAUUGUAACUGUUGGUGUUAAUGUUGAUCCAUCUGAUGCAAGGAAGAAAGAAAUCAAGAUGGCUGAAAUAAAAGUUAAACUAAUUGAAGCAAAAGAAGCUUUGGACAAUUGCAUUACCUUACAAGAUUUUAAUCAGGCAUCAAAAUUAAAAGAAGAAGUAAAAGCAUUAGAAGAUGCCAAAAUAAACCUGUUGAAAGAGACAGAACAACUUGAAAUUAAAGAAGUCCACAUAGAGAAGAAUGAUGCUGAAACACUACAGAAAUGUCUUAUUUUAUGCUAUGAACUAUUGAAGCUGAUGUCCAUUUCAGCUGGCAUAGGUGCAACCAUGAAUGGAAUCAUUGAAUCUUUGAUUCUUCCUGGAAUAAUAAGUGUCCAUCCUAUAAUAAGAAAUCUGGCUGUUUUAUGCUUAGGAUGCUGUGGACUACAGAAUAAGGAUUUUGCAAGUAAACACUUUGUGUUACUAUUACAGGUUUUGCAAAUUGAUGAUGUCACAAUAAAAAUCAGUGCUUUAAAGGCAAUCUUUGACCAGCUGAUGACAUUUGGGAUUGAACCAUUUAAAACCAAAAAAGUCAACACCCUUCAAUGUGAAGAUGCAGACAUAAACUGUGAUGAUGAACAAGAAUCAACAGAAGUUGAGGAGACUGCUACAGCUAAAAAUGUUUUGAGACUCCUUUCUGAUUUCUUAGAUAGUGAGGUGUCUGAACUCAGGACAGGAGCUGCAGAAGGACUAGCCAAGCUGAUGUUCUCUGGGCUUUUGGUUAGCAGCAGGAUUCUUUCUCGUCUCAUUUUGUUGUGGUACAAUCCUGUGACAGAAGAUGAUGUUCGACUUCGACAUUGCCUGGGCGUUUUCUUCCCCAUAUUCGCUUAUGCAAGCAGGACAAAUCAGGAAUGCUUUGAAGAAGCCUUUCUUCCAACUCUUCAAACACUGGCCAAUGCCCCUGCAUCAUCUCCUUUAGCUGAAGUGGAUAUCACAAAUGUUGCAGAGUUGCUUGUAGACCUGACAAGACCAAGUGGAUUAAAUCCUCAGGCCAAGGAUUCCCAAGAUUAUCAGGCCUUAACGGUACAUGACAAUUUGGCUGUAAAAAUUUGCAAUGAAAUCUUAACAAAUCCAUGCUCACCAGAAACUCGGGUCUAUACAAAAGCUUUGAGUUCUUUAGAGCUCAGUAGCAACAUUGCAAAAGAUCUUCUGGUUCUGUUGAAUGAGAUUCUAGAGCAAGUAAAAGAUAGGACAUGUCUGAAAGCUUUGGAAAAAAUCAAGAUUCAUUUAGAAAAAGGAAAUAAAGAACUUGGUGAGCAAGCCAUAGCAGCACAGGAUGCCAACAUGACUACAGAUCUUUUUCAAGAUGAUGAUGAAAAGAAUAAAGAAGUAUAUAUGACUCCUCUCAGGAAUGUUAAAGCAACCCAGGCAUCAAAAUCCACUCAACAAAAGUCUAAUAGAGGACGGAGAAAAGUGUCAGAUUCAACUAGGACCAACAGGAGACGCCAGAUUACUGAGACUGACUCUGAAAGUGAUCAUGAAAUUCCAGAACCAGAAUCAGAAAUGAGGAUGAGAUUACCAAGACAAGCCAAAACAGCAGCCCUGGAAAAAAGUAAACUAAACCUUGCACCGUUUCUCAAUAAAGAUGUAAGUUAGGAGAGAUGAUGGAGGUGGACUCCUUUUAAAGUUAUGUUCAUUUUUGCUUUAAUAAAGUUGUCCUUGUGUCAAAAUCAGAAAAA